AAGGGAAUGCGCAGAAGCACGUGGAUUUGUUUAGACGACUGUCAAGCCCCUUUCGUAGCGCAUUUACAAAGUCCGUGGGGUGCUUCCGGUAAGCCCCGUAGCUGGCGGCGCUUUCCCGACAAACGAUACCGGGGGCCAACGGGGGCGACAAGAUCCACUGUCUACUUCCCUCCCCCCUCUUCCCGGUCAGUCGGCGUCCCUCUACCCCGUCCUCACUUUCCCCACGACGUUACACCUCCGAUGCAGAGACAGAGACAGAGACAGGGGCAGGGGAGUGACGACGGCGACGAUGCCCGGCGAAACGAGCGAUGGAGGAGGGGAAGACAUCAACGGCGGACAAGGCCGCCAUAUUGAAUCACUCUCGUUAAUUUUUGCGCAGAGGCGGUGUGAAUUUUUUCUCCUUGCGCGGAAGGUAGCAGCUCAAGGUUGUGUCUGGGAUUCACGAUCGUGACAAUCGUUUACGCGGUUACCGUUGGUACGCGUCAUCCCUUCGAGCUGUAUGUAUUGUUUUCGUGUUGUUAUACAAACUAAGUAAAGUGAAAAUCACGGUAAACGAUGUAUGGAUAUGCUACGCGAAAAAAAUUCAUGAAAACAUGCGGAAAUCGUGCGUGCACGAUCGCGAGACAGUGAAGUGUGCCUGUGAUAGGGAGGGAUACUUGAGAGAAGUGAAGUGUAUGCGUAUACUGACUGCGGUAUGUGGUGUGCGCCAUGUCAUUGUACGUAAGCGAUAGUAUAGAGUAAUAUAUCGCAGAAUGAAGUGAAGUGGAGUGGAAAGCGACCGACCACUUUGCCUACCUAACUGUCUACCUAAUAGCGUGCCUGCUUGGUUGUUGCAGCCUAUCUACUAGUCUGCCCAUUUAUUUGUCCAUUUUGUGUAUAAUUGAUUUUAUCAAAGCGAUUUACACAAAUUUGGACCAUCUCUUGAUUGAUCUCUUCUCAGAAUUGCUGUAUUUGAAAGAAUGGAAGCCAUGGAUUUGGACGGGGAUGCGGUAGUGGAUUUGAGUGUUAGCAGUAGCAGGAGAAAUUCUCCCUCGAUCACUGUUAAUUCUGCAGAUGUAGGAGUUCCAUUAGAUUUAGGUAUUCAUUUCUCUUCGAAUCCUAAUGUGGACAACAAUAUGCCAGAAGCACGAAACAUUCAAAAUGCAGCAAGAGGCAUUUUAGCUCCUAAAUCUGGAGAUGAUAGAAAAACACGCCGCAAUCUUAGACCUAGAAUUGAAAUAAGUUAUGCAGAAACUCCAGAUGAACGUAGAAUAAAUGGUUAUGUAAAUGGAAAUGCAGACAGUGAUGAAGGUGAUAUGCCUCCUUUGCCUCCAAUAAAAGAAUUAUCAUCAGAUGAGUUAGCUGAACGAGAGAGGACACUUAGAAAAUUAAGGGAGGAACUUAGAUCUGAGGAAAUGAAAUUGGUAUUAUUGAAAAAAUUAAGACAAUCUCAACAAUUAAAAGAAAAUAUUGCUGCUGUACCUAAAGUACCCAGUAAAUUACCACCACCAGUUACAGUACAACCAACUCCUCAUAGUCAUAGAACAGGCAAAGCGCCACCACCAUUGCUUAGAGGACAACCUGCACCAAGCAGGAGCAGUAGUUUACAUGCACCACCACCUGGAAUGUUACUACCACCUACAGUUGGUAGAAGUUCCACUUCUAGUACUGGAAUGCCACCUAAUAUGGUCAUACCACAACCACCUCAUCCUAGGGGCAGGCCUCCUAGUGCAACAUCAAACGUAUCAAAUUAUCAUGCACCUGCAGAUCGAACUGAAAGAUCCACAAAAGAUCCAACACCUACACCAGCACAUCAAGUAAGUAAGCUGCUUGUUGGAUCUCAAGAAAAUAAAACCACCGCAUCCUUAAGCACACCUGUGAUUUCAGAACAGGAAAGACCGAGGGAUGAUAAUCAGACACCUGCACAACGUCAAGCAGCUGCUAAGUUGGCUUUAAGAAAACAACUUGAGAAGACUUUGUUACAAAUACCACCUCCAAAACCUCCACCACCGGAGAUGCACUUUGUGCCAAAUCCGUCUAAUACGGAAUUUAUAUAUUUAGUGGGUCUGGAGCAUGUAGUUGAUUUCAUCACUAAAGAACCUGCUAUUCCACCACCUCCAGAACCUUUCGAAUGUACUCAAUGUAAAACGGAUUUCACACCCGUAUGGAAAUGGGAAAAGCCUAUAACUGGUGGUAAAAAAGAAGGUCCACGGGUGCAGCAUGCAACUUUUCAAAGACCACCAGCAGGUCGCGAUCCUAGAGUUAUAUGUGAACAUUGUGUAACAACUAAUGUUAAAAAAGCUCUCAAAGCAGAGCAUACUAAUCGAUUAAAGACAGCAUUUGUAAAAGCAUUACAACAAGAACAAGAAAUAGAACAAAGGUUGGCACAAGCAGCAUGUCCAAGUCCAGAUCCACCAGCUCCUAAACCAGUUCCUAAAGCAGCUACUCCUACAAGAAGAGUAGCAACGCCACCAGCCCCCCCACCUCAAGUUCCACCAGCACCAACGCUAGCACCAACUCCACCAGCACCUAAGCUACAAGAACAUCCCUUGGUUAAAUUAGCAGAAAGUGGAAAAUUCAGUCCACAUCAUGCUGCUGCAGCUGCUUUGCAACAACAGUUGCUUAGAGAACUAGCAAAAAAUCCUGUACCAGGUCUGCCACCUCAUCAACCUCUUCCUGCUCAUAUGAUGCCACCAUUUACCUCGAUAUUAUAUCCUUAUCAAUUAGCGAUGGCGCAAGCUGGUGGAAAAGGUCUCGCAGAAUUGCAACGACAAGCAGCAGAUUUGCAACGUCAAUAUCUGCUUGAUAUGAUUCCAUCACAAGCAUCUCAAGCACAGGGUAAUCAGGCUCCACCUCGAGCCCAUCCACACAAUUGGAAAACGUAACCGAACGCAUUUAAACAUCGACCACUAAACGCAAAUAAAUGAAACUGUAGAGCUGUGUUAAGAAUAUUGAGAAGCAAAGAUACUCAUAUUCUUUUUCCACAAUAUCGUACUAAAUGGAAAUCUUCAAUGGAAUGUUACAUCUUUGUGACAUUUCUAGGAUAAUAUACUAAUCGAUGCAUGAUUGGCAUCUGUAUUUACAAAGUGAGCUCAAACUUGGAAGAAUAGACAAGAUAUUUCCUGUAUUAUGUGAAAAUGGGAUAUUUUAACCAUCAUUUUGUGAAUAUGCAUUGACGUGUGAGUGUGAUUUUUGAUUGUUACCUGAAAGGUUUGAUGAUUUACUUUUUACAAGACGUUUUAUCGUCUUGAAGAACUUCAACUUUCGGUUACAUAAUAUAUGAAUAAUUAUCUUAGUGAUUUCAAAAAGAGAAAAUGAAAAACUGUUCAUAAUUUAAGCUUAGCAAACAAUUUCAGAUUGAUUUCUUUAAGAACAAUAUCUGCUUUUUUCACAUUAUCUUAUGUUGAAAUUAAUAAUAUUGCAAGCGAAUAAUAGGUGAAUGUCAAUCAACUAAUUGGAUUAAGUGCAUAAUAACUCGGACGCACAUAAAUGAAUAUAAUUGCUUCAAUUAUUACAUUAUAUAUAUUAUAUCUACAGAACCAAGUGGACAUUUAUAAGGCACUAAGUAAUAAGUGUUACGUGAUUAUAAAAAAAAUUGGUUGAUUUACAAUAGUAAUAAGGGGAGAGAGAAAGAAUGCGAAAAAAAGAGAAUGUGAGAGAGAAAAUGAACACUAUGUGACGUAAAACAACAAAGUUGAAAAAAAUGGGAUCUUCUUAGGCCCUUGAUAUAUUACAGUUAUCGAUCUUUGUCGCUAGUUUGAAUAAUUUUUGUAAUCAUCGGCGGUACCUGUACUCUGUGUAUAUCUCUUUAUUUUCUUCAAACAGUGAAAUAUUUUUAAGGCGGUUGUAAUAAUUGAAAAAGAGAAAGAGUAAGAACAAGAAAGUAAACUCAAUAAGAAAAAAAAGGGAAAAAACGAUCUUUAUAAGAAAAUGUGUGUCGCUGAUAUAGUCAGCAAGAUAUGAAUGUGGGUGUGAAAGUAACGAUUCUUUUUCUUUUUUUUUUUUUCAUCAUGCAAGAGGACAAAGAAUAAGUAUUCAGUAUGUUUUUAAAAGAUAGUGACAUGAGUGUCAUUCGCGCAUAAUUUGUAAGAAUUUUGUGAUAAGAUUUUCUUGUUGAAGAAUAUGUUAAAAAAAAAAAAAAUGAAAGAUAAAAAGAAAAUCUGUCGAUUAUCAAAGAUAUAAGUAAGUUACUUAUGAUUGCGCGACUGAUUUCAUGUGUCACAUUGAUGUAAAAGUAUUUAAUGAAUUUAACACAAGUCAUAUUUACCCAAAGUUUUUCUCAAAGGAUAAAACAAAGACGAAGUGGCAGAACGCCGAGUUUUUAUGAAAUCCUUUCUUCUGAAAAAAAAAAAACAAAAUGAAAAAAAAAACUUAUCUAUACUUUACAAAAAAAAAAAAAGAAAAAAAGAAAGAAAGAAAGAGUGAAAACAAAAUCUCUCCGACACACAUCCCAAGCAAUACUUAUUACCACUCCUACUCUAAAUAAUCUGAUUUUUCAUUGAUUACUGGCUAACCAACCGAUCUUGGUCACAAUUUCCGAAUCACUAAAUAUAUAGUUAACUGUAGUCUUGAUAUUUCUCGGUAUAUACAAGUUAAUAAACUAAAAAUAGCAUAAUCAAUCUCUCUUUGUACUUCGUGAUAGAUUUUGAACUCAUACUUGAUAUACAUGUACACCGUAAUAAGUCGAUCGCAUAAUAGAUCAAGAUCUGUGUUUUAUGUAAAGGAAUCGAAGUAAUAUCAUCGUUGUCAAUUGUCAUUUUUGCCAGGACGCUACCGCUAUUAUUCUUCUGAUCGUAAAAAAAAAAAGAAAAAAAAAGAAAAAAAAGAAAAAAAAAGAAAAAAAAGAAAGAAAAGAUAAAAAUGAAAGAAGCGGAUUUAUUCAUAUUUUAUCGUCAUUACGUGAAGCCAGAGAGUGCAUGGUCAUUUAACGCACAAUAAUUAUACAUGAUAAAUAUAUUCUAAUUUAAUAUUA
Molecule: messenger RNA, 4951 nt
Organism: Apis laboriosa (Himalayan honeybee)
Lineage: Eukaryota; Metazoa; Arthropoda; Insecta; Hymenoptera; Apidae
Gene: simj
Product: transcriptional repressor p66-beta-like
Exons: 9
Coding region: 960-2864 (634 amino acids)
Biological process (GO): negative regulation of transcription by RNA polymerase II
Cellular component (GO): NuRD complex
Source: RefSeq, a predicted model, not a curated record